This is a messenger RNA of Lacerta agilis (Sand lizard), 1736 nucleotides long. RefSeq names its product zinc finger and SCAN domain-containing protein 22-like. Lineage: Eukaryota; Metazoa; Chordata; Lepidosauria; Squamata; Lacertidae. Bases 1 to 1713 code for a protein of 570 amino acids. The transcript is spliced from 3 exons. The record is from RefSeq and is a predicted model, not a curated record.
AUGGCGGAAGGGAGGGAGGGGGAGUCACCGGCCCCGGAUCUCCGCUUCCAGGCGGCGCUGGAGCAGGAAUUGAAGCUGGGAGUGAAAACGGAGAGGAAGGACCCGGCGGGUCCCAAGUCUGAGAUGGGAUCCAAGGGACCGAGGAAAAAAACCCACACUGCUACUCAGGCGGGACCUGCAGGGUGCGAGGGCCUGCAGCAGGUCUGGGAGGCCCAGUGGCAGGCCUUCCUCAAGGCGAUGGAGUCACCCCACUCUGAGGCGGGGAGCUCACAGCUGGCGGAAAUGGCUCCCUGGGGCGAUCUGAAGACUUCCCUAGCCCCUUUUGAGGCCAUCACUGCAGCCAGCCAGCCAGCAAAAGAAGGGUACCUCCUUCCUAUCCUCAACGGGGCGAGCCACCAGGUCCACGUCAAGCUCGAUCUGAGAGCAAAGGGCCCCUACACCAAAGUGAAGCAGGAGGAGGAGGUGAAGGAGGCCCUCAGCACAGAGGGACACCGGCAACGCUUCAGGGAGUCUCGCUGCCGCCAGGCUGAGAGCCCCCGCCAGGCCUGCAGCCGGCUCUGGGAGCUUUGCCGCCAGUGGUUGAAACCGGAGAGACGUACCAAAGAGGAAAUCCUGGACUUGCUGGUCUUGGAGCAGUUCCUGGAUGUCCUGCCUCAAGGGAUCCAGAGUCGGGUGAAGGAUCAGGCUCCUGAAACCUGUGCCCAGGCGGUGGCCCUGGUGGAGAAUUUCUUGCCAGCUCAGGGAGAGGCAGGGAGUUGGGAAGAGCAGGGCCCGGGUCUCUUUCAGAAGGUGAUUGUGAAUGUCCCAGAUGAGGCAACUAUAUUGGGAGAGGCAGGCAGGCAGAUCUGGAACGUGGUGAAACAUGAGUGUGGAGGAAAUGCCAGCUCCGGGGGUAAGCAGUAUGUGAUGCAGAAAGAGGAUCGCGGGCGAGAAAGCUCUGAGCAAGAACCGCAGCACGGGAUGCUGGAGGAGAGAGAGACAGCCAACGGGCUCAAGCACUGCAAGCAGGCGGGACCGAAUGAGGGCCUGUGUGGGCCAUGGAGGCAACAACAGGCAAGCUGUCCGAGGCAGAGGAUGGAUCAGCUCAUUCCUAGCAUGGGCCUUUACCAAGGACUGAGUGGACUACUUACCGGGGAGAGGCCUGUGACCCUGACCGAGUACAGAUGGACUUCUAACUCCAAGGCGAGCGAGAGGACCGAGGCAGAAGAGAAACCCUUCAAAUGCGUGGAGUGUGGGAAGGCCUUCCGCACAAAGGACAAGCUCAUCCGACAUCACAAGACCCACACAGGGGAGAAGCCGUAUGGUUGCUUGGACUGCGGCAAAUCCUUCAGCACUAAGUACGGGCUUUUCCGGCACUACCGGAUCCACCGGGGAGAGAAGCCGUACGGGUGCUCGUACUGCGGCAAGUUCUUCCGGAUGAACUACGACCUCAUCCGCCACCACCGGGUCCACACGGGGGAGAAGCCCUUUGAGUGCUCGGACUGCGGGAAGUCCUUCGGCAUGAACUCCGACCUCGUCAGACACCAGAGGAUCCACACGGGGGAGAAGCCCUUCCAGUGCUCGGACUGCGGGAAAACCUUCAAUGUCAAGGGCAGCCUGGUCGCCCACGUCCGGAUCCACAAGGGCAUGAAGCCGUACAGGUGCGGUGAGUGCGGGAAAUGCUUCAACCAGAGUUCGAAACUGAAGGCCCACGUGAAAAUCCACGCGAGGUAGAAGCAUGGAACAAACGUCCCAGA